Messenger RNA from Neolamprologus brichardi, 2057 nucleotides. The record is from RefSeq and is a predicted model, not a curated record. NCBI's taxonomy places the organism in Eukaryota, Metazoa, Chordata, Actinopteri, Cichliformes, Cichlidae.
GUGCGGAGCCAGAGAACUUCUACCCCAAGUCUCGCAGACGCGUCUGCUUUGUCCAGGUUAGCAGACCCGGGUCAAUCCGUCCCGCUGGGUACCAGACUGCCUGACAGACACCAGGUCGAACUGCAGCGGAGGUAAAGAGCCAGACAGACAUGGGCUCCAUAUUUCGCAGCGAGGAGGUGUGCCUGGUGCAGCUCUUUCUUCAGUCCGGCUCGGCCUAUAAUUGUGUCAGCGAGCUGGGAGAGCUGGGCCUGGUUGAGUUCAGAGACUUAAACCCCAACGUGAACUCCUUUCAGAGGAAAUUUGUCAGCGAGGUCAGACGAUGCGAGGAUCUCGAGAAGACUUUCCACUUCUUGGAGCAGGAGAUAAAUCGCUCGCCACCCUUAAAGGGUCCACUCCCUCCUCCGUGUCCGACACCUUCUGCCCCUCAGCCCCGUGAGCUCAUCACCAUAGAGGAGGAGAGCGAGAGGCUCGCCAGGGAGCUCAAGGAGGUGUCCAGGAACAGAGAUAGCCUCAGGGCUCAGCUGACGCAGCUCUCCCAGUAUCGAGGAGUCCUGACCAGAACUCACUCUCUCACGGCGUCACACGUGCCACCAGGUGCAGUGGAGAGCCAAGGUCUGUUUGAUAAUCGCCAAGAUGUCCGACUCAGUUUUGUGGCAGGAGUGGUCCACCCCUGGAAGGUGCCCUCGUUCGAGCGACUGUUAUGGCGGGCGUGUCGCGGUUACAUUAUUGUGGAUUUUAGAGAAAUGGAGGAUCGACUUGAGCACCCUGACACUGGGGAAAUGGUGCAAUGGACCGUGUUCCUCAUUUCCUUCUGGGGAGAUCAAAUUGGACAGAAAGUCAAGAAGAUCUGCGAUUGCUUCCGCACUGAGACAUUUGCAUACCCCGAGAGCUCUGCUGAGAGAGAGGAGGUUCUCCAGGGACUUCAAGGUAGAAUUGAAGACAUCAAAUCAGUGUUGUCACAGACAGAAAGCUUCUUGCAGCAGCUGCUGAUGAAGGCGGUGGCCGUUCUGCCCCAGUGGAAGGUGCGCGUCCAGAAAUGCAAGGCGAUCCAGUCGGUACUGAAUCUCUGCAGCCCCUCUGUCACUGACAAAUGCCUGAUCGCUGAGGCCUGGUGUCCCACCGCCAAGCUGCCUGAACUGCAGAGUGCGCUGAGAGAGGGAGGGAGGAAAAGCGGCAGUGGGGUUGACUCUUUCUACAACCGCUUGCCUUGCUCUACACCUCCACCUACUCUGUUUCCCCUCAACUCCUUCACAACAGGUUUCCAGAACAUUGUAGACGCCUACGGAGUGGCAGCCUACCGUGAAGUCAAUCCAGCAUUGUUCACCAUAAUUACAUUCCCCUUCCUGUUUGCGGUGAUGUUUGGGGACGUGGGCCAUGGUUUACUGAUGACUCUGACUGCUCUCUGGAUGGUCCUCGAGGAAAAGGAUCCCAAACUUAGAAACAACAACAAUGAGAUCUGGAGGAUGAUGUUCGGUGGAAGGUAUUUGAUUCUGCUGAUGGGACUGUUCUCCAUCUACACGGGAGCCAUUUACAACGAGUGCUUCAGCAAAGGCCUCGCCACCUUCAGCUCGGCCUGGCACGUCGGCCCAAUGUUUGAAAAAAACAUAUGGAAUUCAUCGGUGCUGGCAGGGAGCCAGUACUUAUCCAUGGAUCCUGUUGUGCCCGGCGUUUUCACAAGCCCCUAUCCAUUUGGCAUUGACCCGGUCUGGGGGAUGUCCAACAACAAACUAACAUUCCUAAACUCUUACAAGAUGAAGAUGUCAGUCAUCAUCGGCAUUAUUCACAUGACUUUUGGAGUCUGCUUGUCAUUCUUCAACUACUGGCACUUUCGCAAGUUCAGCAGUUUGAUUUUUGUGCUGAUCCCAGAGCUUUUCUUUAUGCUGUUUCUGUUUGGCUACCUGGUGUUCAUGGUGGUCUAUAAGUGGGUUGCUUACGCUCCUUCUCAGUCCAAAAGUGCUCCCAGCAUACUGCUCCACUUCAUAAACAUGUUCCUGUUUACGGAAAACCCUGACAACCCUCAGCUUUAUCAUGGACAGGCUAUAGUGCAGAAGGUCCUG